AUGCCUAUGAUGACCGGUGCGUUGACUUACCACGCCGGGAACAGUGCCAACUCGCAUCCCCAAGAAGAUCUCAACACUUCCCCAGGGCACAACUGGAGCAGUACCACUCCCUGCUUCAACAGCAUCGUUUCCAACGAUGCGUUCUGUGUCUUCACAAACACUUCCUACGCCAAUGACGAAGGAAUCACUUUCAUCACCACCGCUCAACGAGCCGCUUACCUUACUUCCCUUUUAUCCUUCACUCCGCGUUCGAAUAUUACAUCCAGCCCUGCAAAAUACACCAUCAGCUCCAUUCCCGGUAAAGGCCUGGGUCUCAUAGCCAGCACCCGCAUCCCUCGCGGUUCUGUGAUACUCUCCUCACACCCGACUCUCAUGAUCGACUACCGCGUCUUCGACGAACUGCUGCGCACCGAUUACAUCUCACUCCAAGCGGCCGCCAUCUCCUCUCUCCCACCGGCCCACCGCUCGGCCUUUUUCGACCUCUCGACGCAAUCGAAGAAUGCCAGCGUCACCGGUGGUCUUUCGCGCAUAGCCCUGACGGAUACCAUUAUAACCACUAACGCUUUUGACAUCCCCGCACCUCCACUUCGGCCUCCUUCUCCUCACUCCUCUCCUCCUCACGACCAAAUCGACCCUACCGAUACCCUCUGGUACACAGUCUUCGCCUCCUCCAUCUCCCGCCUCAACCACGACUGCCGCCCCAAUGCCGAUUACCGAUUUGACUGGAACAGCAGCAAAGGAGGGCCAGGCCUGGUUCAAGUGAUAACUGCCGUGAAAGACAUCCUCCCCGGGGAGGAAAUCACCAUCUCUUACAUCAACCCACUUAGAUCCCGUAAGGCGCGGCAGAAACUCCUGAGUACGGCGUGGGGGUUUGAGUGCUCUUGUGAGCUUUGCUCACGGUCGGGGGGAAGGGUGGAGGAGGCGGAUCAGAGGGUGAGAUUGAUCAGGAAAGUUCGGAGACUGUUGAAGGAAGAACAAGAUGGGGGAAGUAAAGCAGGAAGGGGAGAGGAGGGGGAAGGGUGGAAGAUGGGGAGUAGAGGGCAAGGGGAAGGGGAUGAUAGAACAAAAGCGGCAGAGUUGUUAGUGAGUUUGUAUGAAAUGGAAGGGUUAUGGGGGACGGUUCAUGAGGCGUAUGCAUUGGCGGCGAGGGAGUAUAGUAACGCGGGAGAGACGUGGAUGGUGAUGAAGUGGGCGGCAUUGGCGGUAGAGUUUGGGAUGAUGGUGUUGGGAGAAGGGGAUGAGGCGCUUAGGGAGAUGAAAGGGUUGGCAAGGAAUCCCUGGGGCCAUGGGGCUUGGAGUAGUCGAAACAAGAGCGAAGGUUAUGGGGAGGGAGAUGAGAAAGGUUGGUGA
Molecule: messenger RNA, 1350 nt
Organism: Neurospora tetrasperma FGSC 2508
Lineage: Eukaryota; Fungi; Ascomycota; Sordariomycetes; Sordariales; Sordariaceae
Exons: 1
Coding region: 1-1350 (449 amino acids)
Molecular function (GO): protein binding
Source: RefSeq, a predicted model, not a curated record